This is a messenger RNA of Wasmannia auropunctata (little fire ant), 375 nucleotides long. RefSeq lists its product as uncharacterized. Gene Ontology annotation, molecular function: long-chain fatty acid-CoA ligase activity. NCBI's taxonomy places the organism in Eukaryota, Metazoa, Arthropoda, Insecta, Hymenoptera, Formicidae. The transcript has 2 exons. Gene Ontology annotation, biological process: fatty-acyl-CoA biosynthetic process; long-chain fatty acid metabolic process. The annotation marks the transcript as partial. The record is from RefSeq and is a predicted model, not a curated record.
UUUAGGUAGAAACAUCGCUGCUUGUCAGACGAAUUCCACUCCGUUGCAGCAUUGUUGCAAACAUGGGAAAGAUAUAUGAGCGUCGUCCGGAAGAGCCAACGCCAAAUGCAUCUAUGGGAGAAGUUAUAUUGAACAAAUUGCGCGAGAACAACAAUCGUGUUUAUGCAAUUGAUGGACCAACCGGCAAUCAGAUGACAUAUAGAGAACUACUCCAGAAAAGCGUGAAGUUUGCGAAAUUUUUACAAGAAUUCGGGAUAAAAAUCGGGGAUAGAAUUGGCAUCGCAGCUGAAAAUCGAUUAAAUUGGUUUAUACCAGUUUACGCGAGUUGUUAUCUCGGUGCUAUAGUUGCACCGUAUAAUUCUAUGUAUACAGAUU